AUGGCAUCAUUAACAAACGGUGAAAUAAAUGAUGAAUUUAAUAACUCUAAACGUUCGAAUUUUCGUCAUCCUCAUCGACGUUAUAUUCUUGAAAUGCCGAAUUAUUCAACAACAAUUAAAAAGCCAAUUAAUAAUGAACAACAAACAAAAUUAAAUAAUAAUUCUCUCGGAAGACAAAGCAACCCAUCAAAUUAUUCAAAAAAUGAAAAUAAAUUUCAUUCUCAUCAAAAUAUAAAUCAUUCAAAAUACAAUAAUAAUAAAGAACAAGAUUUAAAUAAAGAUUUAUAUUCGAAUCAUAAAUAUGAAAUAAAAUUAUCAAAAAAUAAACACGAAUAUAUUGAUGAUCCAUGGGUAAAACAAAUACUUCAAACAGAUUUGGAUUUAUCUACUUUAGAUCAACAAGAACCACAAAUUCAAAUAGUAAAUAUUAAUCAUUAUAAAACAAAUAAUUCAAAUUCAAUAUCACAAUAUUAUUCUCAUGAUGAAAAUAAUAAUCAAGAUAAUUUCCAAACAAAAAUUCUUGAUCCAUCUCAAUUUCCUUCUAUUAUUAAAGAUAAAAAUAGAAAAACAAAUCUAAAUUCAUCUCGAAAAUGGAUUCUUCAACAACCAACUUAUUCUCCAAUAAAUUCAAAUAGUAUUUCAUUAAACAAAAAUAUUCAUUUACAAUACAAAGACAAAUUUAAUUCUCGAAAAACGAAUAUUGAUGAAGAAAAAAGUCUUUUGAAACAAGAAAAUAAAUCAAUUCAUUCGAAACAUCAUAUACGUAACAAUAAACAGUAA
Rotaria sp. Silwood2 is the source of this 780-nucleotide messenger RNA. NCBI's taxonomy places the organism in Eukaryota, Metazoa, Rotifera, Eurotatoria, Philodinida, Philodinidae. The record is from the annotation of a GenBank genome assembly.